Messenger RNA from Peronospora belbahrii, 1323 nucleotides. The record is from the annotation of a GenBank genome assembly. NCBI's taxonomy places the organism in Eukaryota, Oomycota, Peronosporomycetes, Peronosporales, Peronosporaceae.
AUGGCCAAAUCGAAGAAACCUGCCACUUUGGUGGCUAAUGCUGAUUCCGUAAUCUUUUCAACGUAUCAGGGCGAGAAACAGCUUGCAGAACUAGUGAAGCUCCUUGAUAAAGAUCUUUCAGAGCCCUAUUCGAUCUUUACGUAUCGUUAUUUUCUGUACAAUUGGCCACAGCUGAGCAUCUUGGCACGAGUGCAGCACAAACUCGUGGGCGUCAUAAUUUGUCGCCAGGAGCCACUGGGUGCUACCCCCGAAGAGACGGGAGAUGAUGGACUGAGCUUUCAGGAUGGAUCCAACAAGCGUCAUUGGAGAGGGUACAUUGCUAUGCUUGCAGUGGAAAAGCAAUUUCGCCACCGUGGUAUCGGCUCGCAGCUGGCACAGAAAGCCAUCGAGCGGAUGCGGGAUGACGGAUGCGAAGAGGUGAUGCUGGAGACAGAGAUUGCUAACAAAGGAGCCAUUCGUCUGUAUGAAAAUCUGGGCUUUGUGCGUGACGAGCGUCUAGUCAAAUACUAUUUAAAUGGUGGUGAUGCUUAUCGUCUCAAACUCUGGCUACAGGACGUGACGCUUCGCGGUCUAAAUGCCAUUAAAAAGUCCAAGAAUGUCUUUUUAGAGAGCUAUACAUCAGUGUUAGGCGUAGAAAUUGACAAGCUGGAAACAUUUUACGGUCGAGCGGUGAUUCUUGCCGAUCGAGACUGCGUGGAGACAGGUGCUGACCAGAUCCUUACCGAUGCCAAGAAUGACGACGUCGCAUUCCUCGUGGUUGGUGACCCGCUUUGCGCCACAACUCACUCGGAUUUGAUUUUGCGUGCCAAGGAGCUGGACAUCAAGGUGGAGGUGAUUCACAACGCAUCCGUCAUAGGAGCAGCCGGUGCAUGUGGUUUGCAACUCUACUCAUUCGGACAAACUGUGUCCAUUCCGUUUUUUCGUGAUGAUUGGCGUCCCGACAGCUUUUAUAAAAAGAUUCAGUACAAUCGUCGUGGCGGCAUGCACACACUCUGUCUGUUGGACAUCAAGGUGAAAGAGCCGGAUUUUGAAGCAAUGUGUCGUGGUCGUACUGUGUAUUUGCCGCCUCGCUUUAUGACAGUGAAUCAGGCGCUCGAGCAGCUUAUCGAAAUUGAGGAGAAACAUCAGGAUGGAGCGUACACCAAAAACACAAUGUGUGUGGGUAUGGCUCGCCUCGGUCAAAAGGAUCAGACAAUUAUUGCUGGUACGAUGAAGGAGCUACUGACUGCUGACUUUGGCGCCCCGCUGCACUGUCUUGCGAUUACUGGAGAGGUUCAUCCACUUGAGGAAGAGAUGCUCAAGCAAUUCUACAUACAAAAAUAG